UAUAUAUUACCAUUAUUAUUUUUAAUCGGAACUGUUGGAAAUAUUCUAUCAUUUCUAGUAUUUUAUAAACGUAAAAGUCUCUAUCCCUCAUCGCAUAUCUAUCUAAUAUUUUUAGCUAUUAUGGAUGAAGGAGUACUGUGUACUGGCCUGCUAACUCGAUGGUUAGAUCGACUACUCUCCUAUCGGCUAGAAGAUGAACAUUGGCUGUUGUGUAAAUCCAUGCAAUUUAUUGGUGUCACUACAAGUUUUAUUUCUGUUUGGAUUAUUGUAUUAAUUACUGUGGAACGGGCUCUAGUCGUGAUGUCACCGAUCAGUUCAAUUCAUAAUAAACGUGUCAAGUGUUCGUGUACCUCAAUAAUGAUAUUAUGCAUUCUAGCAUCAACUGUAAGUGGACACUUUUUUCUAACCGUUGAUCUUGUCACAAGAGACGGGAAUGAAGAUGAAGAGGAUGGAAGUGGCGGCAGCGGCAGUGGUUUCGGCAGCGCAGAACAAAAUACUCCAGUGUAUUCGUCGUCGUCUAGAUUGACAGACAGUGGUUAUUUCCUGGGUCAGAUUGUUGGUAAUUCAACGUUACCAUACUAUCAACAACAACAACAAACAUAUGAUAAUAUGACUAUUUCAGAUUCACGAGUGUGUGAUUUUCACCUUGUCUACAAAGAGAAUGGCUUUCGAAGUAUUUGGACAUGGAUUGAUGCCGCGUUGUAUAGUUAUCUGCCCUUUAUCAUUAUUGUUAUCUCAAAUAUCCUUAUUCUGAUUAAUAUUCGUUGGGCGACGAAACGUCGAGCUAGUAUGAUCUAUCGAGUACCGAAUACAAAAUAUUAUCAUCACUGCAUAAAACAUAGUAAUAAUAAUAAUCAUAAUAAUCAUAGUGUUCAUAAUCAUUGGAACAAAAAAUUUGGUAAUUUUUCUAUGAAACUGAAUCGAUGUACAGAUGCACAGAUACAUCAACCACAAACGUUGUAUUGUGGUUCCCAAUCCUACGCCAGUGAUCGGUAUACUCCACCACCACAGAUAGCCGGUUCAUCAUCCCAUGCCUCUAGUGUUAUCUCCUUGAAUAAUAUGAAUCAUGGUAGUCAUAAAAGUAAGAGUAAUAUGAGUUUAUACAGCGCUAAUCUAUGCAAAUGUAAACAUCCCUGCGUGAGUAUGCAGCUACAACCGUAUGCUGGUGUUAAAGGCGUUGAAUAUAAAACAAAUAGCAUUGUUAGACGUCCACAUACAAUCUUCUCUAGUGAGAUGCGUCAAUUAACUCUACUGCUGAUGUUAAUCUCCGGUGUAUUCCUGCUAACGACGGCACCAGUUGUUCUAGUCAAAUUAUUAGUUGCAUGGAAUAUUGGACAAGAUCCCGAGGAUAUAGCACUGUUGGAAUUAUUUGAUUGUAUUGCUGAAGUAUUAAUGUAUACAAAUCAUGCUAUAAAUUUUUAUUUAUAUUGUGCUGUCGGGACAAGAUUUCGUAGAGAGCUGAAGAAAACACUACAAUGCGGUAAGAAAAGAAGAUAA
Molecule: messenger RNA, 1497 nt
Organism: Trichobilharzia regenti
Lineage: Eukaryota; Metazoa; Platyhelminthes; Trematoda; Strigeidida; Schistosomatidae
Source: the annotation of a GenBank genome assembly